AUGGUGACCCUCGAAGAGGUCGAGGGCAGUCUCUUGCAGAAGCCAUCUGAUGCUGCCCACGAAGUUCCUUCCCGGAGUGCUUCCACCUAUAAACCCCUGCAAUCCUUCGUCCUCGACAAGCAACGUUCCUACAAGCAACAGUAUGGAGACAUGUACUUCCUGCGUCUUACAAAGAUUAAGCCAGCUGUCGAUCAAGUAGCCGCCGCGGCAUGGAAUGGCACUACUAUUGGUGAUGAGGAAGCCCAAAGGGUUGAACGGGUGCUCGAUGUCCGUCAGGGAGAGCUAUGCUGGGUGACAGGCACCGUAUAUAUGGAGAUGCCCCUUAAGCCGAAUAUUCUGGAGGACGUGUCCAAGGACCGCUGGAUCUCCGCUCCCAUCUCGACACCCAAAUACUUCUCCGAAGAUGAUCAGGUUAUGCUAGAGGACGAGUCGGGUCGUAUCAGACUGGUUGGUGACCUGCUCAAGACAAUAAACCUUGUGACAGGGUGCAUUAUCGGGGUUGUGGGCACCGAAAAUGCCAACGGAGAACUCGAAGUCAUCGAUAUCAAAUUCCCCGACCUACCUCCUCAACCGGAACGUUGGAGCCUCUCAAAGCCUGCUGCGGACAAGGACAAGACGGAGAAUGAAGAUGAAGAGAUGACAGACGCCUCGGAAAAGAAGAAGGGCAACAAGAAGAUUGCCAUUGUGUCUGGAUUAUCUUUCUCGGGCACUGACGCUUCCUACGCUCUUGAGCUUGAUCUGCUUCUUGAGUAUCUGCUUGGUGAAGCCCUGGCCUCAUCAAAUCAAAUCGACAUCUCACACAUCAGCCGUCUUAUCAUCGCUGGAAACUCGAUCUCAACAACAGACCGCAAACCUGCCGCUGCAGAUGAAGCGCUCCCAGAAAAGAAGGGCCAGAAGAAGUAUGGUUACGACGCCAGUGCCUAUAACCCUCUUCCUUCUCAACUCUUUGAUUCUUUUGUCGCUGAGCUCCUCCCCUCUAUCCCCGUUACAAUGCUUCCGGGUGCCCAGGAUCCUGCGAACGCUAGUUACCCGCAGCAGCCUGUGCAUCCGGCAAUGUUUCCUGCCGCACGAGCUUACACUCGCGACCCAGCUGCCUCAGACGACCAACCAGCCUGGUUCGAUACCGUUACAAACCCUUGGGAAGCUGAGCUCGAAGGAUGGCGCGUCCUGGGUACCGGUGGUCAAAACGUCGACGAUGUUUUCAAGUACGUGGGCAGCGAUGACCGUCUUGGUAUGAUGGAGGCUAUGUGCAGAUGGCGAUGCUGUGCCCCGACCGCACCUGAUACACUAUGGAGCUAUCCAUUCCAAGAUGACGAUCCAUUCGUUAUGCAGACCUGCCCUCAUCUCUAUUUUGUCGGCAACCAACCGCAGUUCUCAACCAAGGUCAUUCAUGGGCCUGAGGGUCAGUCAGUGAGACUAAUCACCGUCCCAUCCUUCUCGCAAACGAAAGAGUUGGUGUUAGUCGACACUGAGACACUCGAGGUGGAGAGGAUCAAGAUAUCUACGACAUAA
Fusarium coffeatum is the source of this 1512-nucleotide messenger RNA. RefSeq lists its product as uncharacterized. The record is from RefSeq and is a predicted model, not a curated record. The coding region runs from base 1 to 1512 and encodes 503 amino acids. Gene Ontology annotation, molecular function: DNA binding. Gene Ontology annotation, biological process: DNA replication; DNA strand elongation involved in DNA replication. Gene Ontology annotation, cellular component: delta DNA polymerase complex. NCBI's taxonomy places the organism in Eukaryota, Fungi, Ascomycota, Sordariomycetes, Hypocreales, Nectriaceae. The transcript has 4 exons.